AGCCACCGGGUUAUGCAUAUGGCCAACCGCACCGCCACCGCCACAGCAGUCCACAGGGCUAUGGGUAUGGCCAACCUCCGCCGCCACAGCCACAGCCACAGGGCUAUGGGUAUGGCCAACCUCCGCCGCCACAGCCACAGUCCACAGGGCUAUGGGUAUGGCCAACCUCCGCCGCCACAGCCACAGCCACAGGGCUAUGGGUAUGGCCAACCGCCACCGCCGCAGCAGCCACAGGGCUAUACGUAUGGCUAAUUAUUGUGGCCGAAGCAUUCCUAUGUAUCUGUUUCUGGGUUCUAUCCGAAUAA
Molecule: messenger RNA, 305 nt
Organism: Trypanosoma conorhini
Lineage: Eukaryota; Euglenozoa; Kinetoplastea; Trypanosomatida; Trypanosomatidae
Exons: 1
Source: RefSeq, a predicted model, not a curated record